AUGACGGGAACGUCCGUCCCGUCUGGUAGCGAGCGAAGUCACCACGGCUUCGUUCCAGAUGCCACCGUCACAUGUUUGGUGUCGGAGGAGUGCCACCUCCCGUGCACGUUCCCUCCGGCCCCCAACCAGAGCGUGCGCUGGUUCCGGCAGGACGUGCUGAUGUUCAGCUUCGCCGAGACGCACGGCGAGAGCGAGGCGCCGGUCGGGCGGGCCGCCGUGUACCCGCCGAUGAUCGCGGGCGGCAACGCCACCCUUGUCGUCAGAGAGGUGGGCCUCAAGGACCGUGGCACGUACCGGUGUCGAGUGCGCACGUCCCAGGGAGAGCACAACGCCAAGGUCGUCUUGAAAGUGGAGGCGCCCGUCCAAGGCCUGUCCCUGGAGUUGUCCCGGCUGAGCGGUUAUGAAGAGAUGAAGUGCACCGUUCGCGACGUCUUCCCGCCGCCUCGAGUCACCUGGGCCACGGAGCCGCCCACCUUCGAGGACCUGCGGCCAAUCACGCGCAUGCUGGCUGACAAACGGGGUCUGUACACGGCCGACAGUAGGCUGAAGGUUCUGAAAGGCCAGCCGGACCUCAUCUACAUAUGCAAAGUCACCACCUCCUACGGGGGUCCCACGUGGACGUCCUCGCUGCGGGAGAGAGCAAUAAAAGGAAGUGAGGGUCGAGAUUUGACCAUCCCCUGCUUCGCGCCGCCGUACCUGAAUAGCCCCACCCUCCACUGGAGCUUCUCCAACGGGGAGGACCCGGCGCACAUCCUGACCUACGACAGUCGCUCGGGGCACAGCCACUCGGCGCCCGCCUGGGAACGCCACGCGGAGCUAGACGGUUUCAGGGUCCCGUUUGGGGACGGCUCGCUGCGCCUGAUGGACCCCGAGCACGCCCAUCACGAGGGCACCUACAGCUGCGUCUUCUCCAUGCCGUACAACACGCACACGGAGCGAACGGACGUCGCCAUCAACACACCUACUGGCAAUCGUAGCACCUCGGGGCAGACGUCCUACUGGUGGAUCGUAGGCCUGGUGGUAGCCGUGAUGGUCCUGGCACUGGCGGCCAUGUUGGCCUACCUCAAGCUGCGAGGAAACACAGCGAAACCCUCAUCACGUGAUCCCGAGGAGGAGACCGAGCUGCAUUCGGUCAAAGAUGUGGCGGGCGAGAGUGAAACCAGCAAGCGUUUUCCAGCCGGAGGCAACAACGGAGAGUCGGGUCUCUCCUGACCCCAAACCACAACACUACACACACCGUCACACCAUCUUUUUAUUCCAAACAUUUUGUAUAAAGUGAUGCAUCGUACAAUACUGAGACUACUCACAAAAAGUUUGACUAUUGGGCUUUCGGUUGGAAUUUCGGGAUGAACCUAAAAUGCACUAUAACCUUUGCAGGUGAAUUUUAUUUGACCUUGUGUAAACUCAAUGUCUCAGUACUUUCCGCACAACUCGCUGUUAACUCACUUCUGUGCCCUUCUGUGACUCUUCCAGUCUGUGGUAACCCGCUGAUGACACGUUUGUGACACUCUGACCAGAUUUCAAACAGUUGCCUGAGUGUCAUCAGCAGGUUGCAACAGAGAUCCAGAGAGACCGGAGGAGUGACAGAAAGGCACAGACGUCAAUGUCAUGAGACCUUUUCUUGGAUCAAACAGCCAUUCUGAACUUUGGCCGUUGGGCUCCCUCUAGAGAGACAAUUCACUCCAGAUGUGGUUUUGCGAAAAGGAGGCCAAAGUGGAAUGCAGGCCGGGUGGAUGCCUAAGAAGGCUCGUCGGAAUGUUUUCUUAUCGUUCCGCCUGUUUUGACUCAGCAUCGCGCAGUCCCGAAGCGUAAUCCUGUUCUGGCCGUCUACAUGGACAGCGUCAACAACAACAUUCUCUUGAACCCCGCCCGGACAGUUGACAUUUUGUCCCGUCAGUGAGGGAACCAUGAAUGCCAACAUCUCCCUUCGGAAGGUGGGCCACAAGGCAGUAUUAUUUCAACACGAUAACAACUACAAAGACAACUCCAGGACAACCGCUGACUUCCUCAAGAAGCUGAGGCUAAGGGGUGAUGGUCUGACCCAGCAUGUCUCCAGACCUAAACCCUAUCGAGCAUCUGCGAGGCAUCCUCAAACAGAUGGUGGAGGAGCAUAAAAUGUCGUGGGCAAACAAAAUACCGACACUUUGUGCACGACUUGGACAGUUUCACCUCGGGGUCUACUCACUUUUGUUGCCACAGGUUUAGAAAUUAAUGGCUGUGUGUUGAGCUAUUUUGAGGGGACAGUAAAUCUGACACUGUUAGACAAGGUGGAAACUUAACAUUGUAGCAAAAUGUCCUUUCUUCGGCGUUGUCCCAUCAAAAGGUAUGUAAAAUAUUCACAAAAAUGUGCGGGGUGUACUCGAUUUUGUGAAAUAUGCAUGUAUAUAGAAUGAAAAAGACGUUUUGUCACACUGCAUCAAUCAAAUGGCCAUUGUGUUCUCUUUCUGGUGUACCUUACCACUUGGAAGCAACAGAAGACAGACAGACAGAUAUACGGCUAAUUGACAAGUAUCAAGUCCUCCCACCUCAUUAGUGCGGCACUAAUAUUAGUCGUUCUUCACAGAGGAUAAAGACUAUAUGACUGAGUGAUGUUACUGUCUGUCUACAUGUGUUGCUUCGCUAUUCGUGUCUACAUGUGUUGCGGCACUAUUUGUGUUCAAUCUGUUGUGUAAAGGGUUACAGCGGCGGUUUAGCGGUUAGCGCGUCUGCCUCACCACCCUGAGGUUGCAGGUUUGAGUCUCAGCGCCGGGAUUCCUGUGAACGUCUCUCGCCCAAAGUCAGCUGGGAUAGACUCCAGCUCACUCCUAGUAAGGAAUAUCGAAAACAGAUGGAUGGGUGUCAUGAAUGAAGACUGAUGUAAAAUCAAGCAGAGCAAGUGAGCAAGUAUGUGAAGUAUGCUUGGGUGGUGAUAAUGUAUCAUGCAGUGAGGGAGGGUGUGUGAGUGCAGGGAGAGGAAAACAGCAGCUGUUGGUCAGGAACACACACAAGAGAAUUCCGACAAAGACUGAAGAGAGGUCCGGAGAGGUUUUAAGUUGAGAAGUUUUGUUCAGUUGAGAAGUUUCACUUGCACUCACGCGCUCAUUUUGGACUUUGCCCUCUGCACCCUGACCUCAGUCAGCCGCGUGGAAUGCCGGUUGACCUGUUUUACGAACUCGUGCCUUGAAGGAAGACGGAAGAUGGGGAUGUUUGUCCCGGCUUUGGUGGUCGCCGCCUUCUCGUGCCUUCUGGUCAUUGGCGUGGCUUCAAUCAGACUUCAUUGUGGUGAUGUUUUGCAGACGUCAGUGACGUCUGGUGCCGUUGGAAUGCAAGCUGCGUUUUAGAAGCCAAC
Phycodurus eques (leafy seadragon) is the source of this 3328-nucleotide messenger RNA. RefSeq names its product CD276 antigen-like. Gene Ontology annotation, biological process: T cell costimulation; cellular response to lipopolysaccharide; negative regulation of T cell proliferation. NCBI's taxonomy places the organism in Eukaryota, Metazoa, Chordata, Actinopteri, Syngnathiformes, Syngnathidae. Gene Ontology annotation, cellular component: external side of plasma membrane. The record is from RefSeq and is a predicted model, not a curated record. The transcript has 8 exons. Bases 1 to 1212 code for a protein of 403 amino acids.